Molecule: messenger RNA, 1821 nt
Organism: Lolium rigidum
Lineage: Eukaryota; Viridiplantae; Streptophyta; Magnoliopsida; Poales; Poaceae
Product: scarecrow-like protein 33
Exons: 1
Coding region: 1-1821 (606 amino acids)
Biological process (GO): regulation of DNA-templated transcription
Cellular component (GO): nucleus
Molecular function (GO): DNA-binding transcription factor activity; sequence-specific DNA binding
Source: RefSeq, a predicted model, not a curated record
AUGCUCAUGGAGGAAGAUAUUGUUGACAAGUUCUUCUACGAGUACCCUGACCACUCCAAGCUCCUGCAGGCCGAGCAGCCAUUUGCACAGAUCCUCUCUGGCGCUGCCACCAGCUCAUCCAAUGCCCAGGAAUCCUCGGCACCCAACGCGAUUGCCUCCACCAUGCUGCAUAGCAAAGGCAGCAACACAGACAUCAUGGUUUCCAGAUUCUUUUCUGGCGAGGUACAAGAUCCAACCUUCUUCGUGAACAACACUUGUGUGGUGGAGCCCAACAGUAUGGUGUUCCCCAGCGAGGGCAGCGCCAGCAUUGACAUGGUAUCGAGCAUUGCAUUCUUCAAAGGCAUAGAGGAGGCCAACAUGUUCUUGCCUAGAGACAAUGGGGUGGCGGAUGAUAGAGGGCGUAAGCACAGGUUUGACAUGAGUGGUGAGACGGAGGCGGACUUGGGCAGGAGAAGCAAGCAAAUUGUGGUGCUGGUGCAUACUGACGCCGAGGAGGAAGCCACCGCGCUCGAGAAGUUGGACCGGCUCAUCCUCAACGGCUACGACAUGUACCCCAAUGAGAUGCAGGAGGUAGUACGCGUCACUCUUGACAAGGAGAACAAGGCAGCACAGCUGAGCAUCUACAGGCGUGGGAGGCGCGGCGUGAGGCAGACGGCGGUGACUGACCUAGAAACGUUGUUGAUCCGUUGUGCAGAAGCAGUGGCCAGCAAUGACCAACGCAGCGGGCGUGACCUGCUGGAGCGGAUCAAGUGGCACUCCUCACCGACAGGGGACGCUAGGCAGCGGUUGGCCCAUUACUUCGCCCAGGCGUUGGAGGCACGGAUGGCAGGCACAGGGAGCCAGCUCUACCACGCGCUCAUGGGGAAGCGCACCUCUGUCGUGGAGCUCAUCAAGGGCUACCAUCUGUACAUGGCCGCCUGCUCUUUCCUGAAGGUGGUGUUGCUCUUUUCCAACAAGACCAUCUACAACGCCGUCGCAGGGAGGAGGAAACUGCACAUUGUGCACUACGGCAUCAACACCGGGUUCCAGUGGCCGGAGUUGCUCCGAAUGCUGGCGGACAGGGAGGGUGGGCCUCCAGAAGUGAGGAUCACUGGCAUUAAUUACCCUCAGCCUGGUUUCCAUCCGGCUGAGCAAAUUGAGGAGGCAGGACGCCGGCUCAGCAACUGCGCAAGCCAGUUUGGGGUGCCAUUCAAGUUCCACGCCAUCGCAUCCAAGCCUGAGGCUGUCCGGGUUGAGGACCUCCACAUUGAUCCUGAUGAGGUCCUUGUCGUGAACAGCGUAUUCUUUUUCAGGAUCGUGAUGGACGAGAGCCUCACAUUUGACAAGGUAAGCCCAAGGGACAUGGUGCUCAACACUAUCACGAAGAUGAAGCCGUCGGUUUUCAUCCAAUCCGUUGUCAACGGAUCAUACAGCGCGGCAUUCUUCAUGACGCGGUUCCGCGAGACGUUGUACUACUUCACAUCGUUCUUUGACGUGAUGGAGACCACCAUUCCUCGUGAUAAUGAGAAGAGGCUGCUGGUGGAGCGGGAUAUUUUUGGACGAACCGCUAUGAACAUGAUAGCCUGCGAAGGCACAGACCGGGUGGAGCGCCCUCAGAACUACAGGGAGUGGCAGGUGCGGAACCAGCGGGCAGGGCUGAGGCAGCUUCCGUUGGAUGCUGAUAUUGUUCUGAUGCUCAAGGACAUGGUGAAGAAAGAUUACCACAAACAUUUCACGAUCAACGAGGAUCAUCAGUGGCUUCUGCAGGGAUGGAAAGGUCGGGUCCUCUGCGCCAUCUCCACAUGGGCUGCUGAUGAUGCUAGUGGUUUUGAAGUGACAUAG